Messenger RNA from Lagopus muta (rock ptarmigan), 3052 nucleotides. RefSeq names its product interleukin 15 receptor subunit alpha (gene IL15RA). The transcript has 5 exons. Lineage: Eukaryota; Metazoa; Chordata; Aves; Galliformes; Phasianidae. The record is from RefSeq and is a predicted model, not a curated record. Bases 241 to 963 code for a protein of 240 amino acids. Gene Ontology annotation, biological process: inflammatory response. Gene Ontology annotation, molecular function: interleukin-2 binding; interleukin-2 receptor activity.
CAUUAAGUUUGAUUUCCUGGAUAAAAGCUACUAAUACUUGAAGAGGGAGCAGCCUUUAAUCUCUCUGCAGAGCCAGUCAGUGAAACGACCGUUUGCUGACCGCAGAGUCCUUGCUAGUCCUUGGUAGUUCUAGGGCUAACCAUGCAGUAGACAGCUUGUAGGGUCAGCCAACACAAACCCUUCGCUUCUCAGAAACUUCACCAUCCUCGGCGUUACGGAGGAAAGAUGUAAACAAGUCCCAUGGAGCUCAAGCACCUUUUGAUGUGGCUCUUGCUUGGAUCCAUCAUGGGGACAAGGGCAGAAAAAUGCCCACCUCUUUCAACUACUGAAUUUGCUGACGUGGCUGCUGACACAUAUCCACUGAAGACCAAACUGCGUUAUGAGUGUGACAAUGGCUACAGGAGAAGAAGUGGGAACUCCUUGACCAUUCGGUGUUUGAAGGUAUCAGGGACUGCUUCUUGGGUCCACGAUGAACUUGUAUGCAUUGAUGAGAAAUUUUUGUUCUCAAAGAAUCACACAGCUAAGUUAAAUUCUACACAAGAGCCAGCAAGAGAAACCCAGAGCCCAGCACCUCCGAAGCAAGUAAACAAUUCAAGUUUUUGUGGUAUGCCCAAAACUGUCCUUCAUGCCUCUCUGAGCGUACAACAAGUAUAUUCUGUGGGGCAAGUAUUACGUUUCACAUGCCCGACUGGCUACAAUAAGCAGCUUCCUACCUCUGGCACCAUCACGUGCGAGAAUGUGACUGGAAGAAUCAAGUGGAUGCCCCUUGAUAAGCCAUGUACCAGUGGCAGCAGCCCUAUAAACAAGCAGCUGUCACAUCUUAUUGAGGCAGGUCAUUUUCUUCCAUUCAUAAUUACCCUUAAUGCUGUCAGGAUGAAGGAACUUCUCGCUACAGUGGAAACAAUCCAUCAACACGCCAGUCCUAGAACAGGAUACAACCUCUUGAAAAGUCAGAGAUUAUAAAUAUUUGAAGCUUUAAAACUAGGACUACAAAAAACAAAUGUCUGGAUGGUGACAUGGGCCAUCUGGGCCUUUAAAUUCUUUAAUUCAACAGAACAAUAAUUUCAUUUUCCUGCAAAAGUGCACUAGAGCCUGAGUAAGACCAGUCUUUUUUGUCAGUGCACUGAAAAUGUAUUCACCCUAAGGAACAGGCUGCCCAAGGAGGUGGUGAAGUCACCAUUGCUGGAGGUGUUCAAUAAAAGGAUAGAUAUGGCACUGAGGAAUAUGGAUUAGUGGGGAUGGGUGGAUGGCUGGACUGGAUGACCUUAGUGGUCUUUUUCAAACUUAAUGAUUCCAUGGUUUUAUUUUUUUUUCCUUUGUUACUAUGUAGUGCCUUUAGUGGAGCCUUAUAGGGUCUCUCCUUUCUCUGCUUUCUCCUUAGCAGUGAACACAAACAAUUUAUCCACUCUUAAAAAAACCUCCCUUAUUAGAAGGUAAAAAGCCUUCUAAUACCUCAUACUGAUGUAUGAGAGUUCAGAACUUCCUUUUUGCAGGAUAAGGGAGAAAUUCAGUGGAUUUCUAUCACUAGGAAGGAUUUUGUUUCCAUUUCUGGGGAAAAAGAGGUCCCAUUUGAAGCCAUAUUUCCAAAGUCUUGUUUGGCACUUUGACAGUCAUCCUUCCCAGUCUCGUGUGAAAUACAGAUCUUAGCUGGAUCCUAUUCCCUCCAAGCCACCUCAUGCCCACCCUUGGCAGAUACCAGAUCAGCAGAUAUGUUGCUAUCCAGGCUGGCAACAUCCAUCGAUGGCCAGGAAGCAAACAUGACAAUUACUCAGUGUGCAGUGGCAGACCUGUCACACCUAACACAACUUUGCCCUCAUUACUACCUCGAUGCUGGGAUGAGCUCUCUCCUCACCAGAAGAGCAAAUCAAUACAAAAUCAAGAUUUUCUCUCCCUUUGUAUGUUCAACUCAUCCAUCCUUUUCCUCAUCACUGAUAUGGCCAGUGACAAGUAUGUCAUUUUGUUAACUGGGCUCAGACUUCACCUCAUCUUGUAGAGAAUUACUUUGCCUUUAAUUUGCUGUUCUAUUGAAGAGAUCCAUCUCUGUUCUAAGAGCCAGUAAGUGUACUGCAAGACAUACCUGUGCCCAUGGAUCAGAUGAAAAGUCAGUAAAGAAAGUGUGCAGACUGUUUAAGCACUACAGCUUUUUACGAAGUGGUUUCCAAAGGCGUAUAAGGGGUGUAAAGGAAAAUAAUCACCCAAAAAUCUGUUUUUUAAAUGAAGUAAUUUUCAAAUUCUUCCUCUGAAACUUUAUGUGAAUUCAGUGCAUAUCUUCCACUGAAGAAAGGGAGGAAAAUGUAAAUAUUUAAAUGAUGUGUUUCUUACACAUUUCCAAAGGGCUGAAAGAGGACGGGAAAAUAAAAUAUUUGCUCACAGCUAAAACCGAUGCAUUUAGAUCAGUCUGAAAUGAUUUUCUCCUCCCCCUUCCCCAUCUCCCAUUCAAUCAUUAGCUGCUAAAAUAGAAAUCAGCUCUUACUGUGCAUAUGCUCAAGACUUCGUACAAGGGCUCUUGAUUCCAGCUGGAGUCUGCUGGCAGCCGUAGCGCACAUAAUAAUGAAGAGGAAUAAUGUAGUGUGAUAAAGGAAGGGAAGGAAGGAUAUUGCUAACUAUGCCAGAGGAUGCAACAACAGGAUCUCCUGGUUAUUUGGCCAUGGUUGCUCUCUUGUCUCCCAGAUCCCCUCUGGCUGGGUCUGUUUGUCCCCAGGAGCAAAGCAAUGGGGCCAUGUGGGGGGAAUUAUUGUCUCUGGGCAUAGAGACAGGAUAAGCUGCUCUUCUAUUUCUCCCAGUUGGGGUAACUGCAGUAAUCCCUAUGGAGCACUGCAGAUAACUCCAGGUGCUGAUUUUGUGCUGAUUCUGUAUUUUUUUGCAGUCAUUUUUUCCAUUCUGCUUCUCCAUUCUGCUGUCUUUUUGUGAGUCACCGAGCAGAGAUGAUAAACGGGAAGGAACCAGGAAAAUGUGAAACCUAAAAAAAUCCCUGGAAGAGCUCUCAGCCGGAUCUGCCACCUCAUUACUGCACUGCUUGGAUUUCUGAAUACCUUCUCUGGUAUUAAAUAAA